AUGGCUGCCAUCAGAACAAUUACCCCAAUGACAGCAGCAGCCCGACUUCGGGGGUAUCUUGCAGACCCAUCCAAGACAUUGAUGUGUCCAGGCGUCUAUGAUGGGUUGUCAGCAAGAAUGGCGUUGCGAGAAGGUUUCGACUGUUUAUACAUGACGGGAUCCGGAGCUGUCAUGGUCGGUCGCACCGUGGCCCAGUAUAUGCAAGCUGGCGUUGCAGCCCUGCAUCUCGAGGACCAGGUGCAGAACAAAAGAUGUGGCCACCUACGGAACAAAGAGCUGGUCUCGGAAGAAAUCUACCUGUCACGGAUCCGAGCGGCCGUGAACAUGCGUGAGAAAUUACUGGGAGACAUUGUGAUCAUCGCCCGCACCGAUGCGCUGCAGUCCCUCGGGUUUGAAGCAUGCAUUGAGAGGCUACAGAAAGCGGUGGGUGUCGGAGCAGACGUGGUCUUUCUCGAAGGCGUCGAGACCAAAGAGCAAGCCGCCGAACUGUGCCGGCGGCUUCAUCCCACGCCGGCAUUGUACAAUGCGGUAUCAGGAGGAGUCUCGCCCAACAUCUCCGUGGCCGAGGCACGAGAGCUGGGAUUCAAGAUAGUCAUUUUUCCGUCCGUGUCUACACGGCAGGUUGUCGAGGGCCUAUCGCAGGUCUUGAGAGAUCUGAAGGAGAAUGGUGCUCUUCCCAAGACGUCGACGACACCCAAAAACGUAUUUGAACUGUGCGGCUUGCAGGAAGCGAUCGACUUUGAUACGGCGGCCGGAGGCAGUAUGUAUACGAAUGGUGUAUAG
This is a messenger RNA of Fonsecaea multimorphosa CBS 102226, 783 nucleotides long. RefSeq lists its product as uncharacterized. NCBI's taxonomy places the organism in Eukaryota, Fungi, Ascomycota, Eurotiomycetes, Chaetothyriales, Herpotrichiellaceae. The transcript is spliced from 3 exons. Bases 1 to 783 code for a protein of 260 amino acids. Gene Ontology annotation, molecular function: catalytic activity. The record is from RefSeq and is a predicted model, not a curated record.